This is a messenger RNA of Closterium sp. Yama58-4, 839 nucleotides long. The record is from the annotation of a GenBank genome assembly. NCBI's taxonomy places the organism in Eukaryota, Viridiplantae, Streptophyta, Zygnematophyceae, Desmidiales, Closteriaceae.
AUGCCCCCUUGGAGUCUUCCAAGGAUCCCCUCCCGCGUCCAGGUGAGAUGGCGUCUGUCACGGCUUUUGUGGGAUCACUUGGCUGACGCAUCAACUAUUACAUCCGUUUUCUUCUGUCCCAUCCCCGUCAAAGUUCUCCUCGAGCUCUAUGCUGACUUGGUAAAGCUCAGUAUGGUGUGCAAUGGUGCAAUACGUUAUAUGGACAAGUACGUCAAGAUCAAACUCAUAGGCGAGGGUUCGCACGGGAAGGUGUAUCUAGUCAAAGAGAAACCAGACGGCGACGGGGCGUCGAAGCACCAACAGGCCGUUCGCAGUCCGAGCGAUAAAGUAUGGGUGAUGAAGGUCGUUCCGCUACCGUCAGAUCCAAAAGAGCGGGAAGAAUGCGUUCGAGAAGGAUCGACCAUGAUGAAGCUCGGACACCCUUGCAUUGUCGGGAUUCCGGAGGACACGAUUCUCAACUGGUUCGUGCAGCUCGUGCUCGCGUUAGAGUACCUUCACCAUAAGAACAUUCUCCACCGCGACGUCAAGGCGGAGAACGUGUUUCUUCGCAGCCGUCACGACACGCCGCUGGGUAACGCGGCGACGGUGCAGCUGGGCGAUUUCGGCAUUUCGCGAAUGCUGGAGGCCCACGAGGCGGUCGCGCGAAGCUUCGUGGGCACGCCACUGUACAUGUCGCCCGAGUUGAUCCGGAACGAACCGUACGACCAUAAGUCAGAUAUAUGGGCGCUGGGUUGCAUACUGUACGAGAUGAUGUGCUUCACUAAGCCCUUCCCCGCUACAAGCAUACGCGACCUUGUUCUGCGAGUGCUCAAGAGCAACUACCGCCCUCCUCCCCACAU